GUAAACAUCUAUUAAACUAUGGUAUGUAAGAAAACAAUGGCAACUCUUCCACCCACCGGUAUGUAAAAGUUGUGAAUUUAUUUCAGCUGGAAACAGAAGUGAAACCGCAAGCCUAUAUUUAGCCUACAGAAUACCCAAAAUUGAAACUCUUAACAGUUUAACUUUAUUGGAACGGUUUCUACCUGUCAACAUCUGUUGAUUGACAGUGGAAAUCACAGAUCUUACAGUUAUACAAACCACAGUAUAUUCUCACACAUAUGCAGGACAGUGCCAGUUUAAUUGAUUGUUAUUAUGUUGCUAUAAUAACACGUUUCAGUAGGAUAGCAUACAAUUGUACAUAAAAAUAGCAGUAUAAAAAGUAGCUGUAUAAAAAUAUUUGUCUGACAUGGCUUUUAACCAGUAUGUGAGUCUGAUAUCAGGCCCAGCAUCCUAAUUUUGGCCCAGGAAUGCUCCUUUCAGGUAAAAAUCAGUAUAAAAAAAAAGAAAAAACGAUCAUUCAGCAUUUUAAAGUUCCCUUUGAAAUCUAUAAAGGGUAGCUAUUUUUCUAAACUUAGAAUCAGUCAAAUGAGACAACAAAGUGAAACUUACUUAUUUACAUCUGUAAACAUUUCAGAAUUUUUACCCUAAAUACUUUGUGCAUAUGUUGAUGUUGUUCAGGGCAAGCAGAGAUAGCAGAAGCAGGCUUGACCAGCUGGACACCGAGGUAUCAGAGGUGACCAGUCUGCUGAGGAACAAUGUGGAGAAGGUGAUGGACAGAGGCGAGAGGCUGGACAGUCUGCAGGAGCGCUCAGAGGAUCUACAUGCUAAUUCAGUGAGAUUUAACAACUCCUCCAGGCAUCUGAAGCGCAAGAUGUGCUGUAAGAAUGUCAAGAUGACAAUCUGCCUCAUCGUCAUUGUUGUCGUCGUCAUUGCAGCCAUCACAUUAAUUAUUCUGUUAUCAGUGAAGCCAUGGAACCAUGACAAACCACAUGGUAACAGCACAGUUCACAGUCCAUCUCACAGAUUCACCGUAGGUGACUCAGGAUAGAUGCUCUUUUACCUAUGCUACCGUAUGUACUCUCCAACUAUGGGAUAGUGAUACAUCACAGUUCAUAUCACAGAAUCAAUGAAGGUGGCUCAGGCCUCUGUACUUAUAUCCACACUACAUUAUAUACUGUUCCUACUAUGGGAUAAUGAUACAUGACAAACCACAUGAUAACUACACAAUUUACAGCUCACCACACAGAAUCACAGAUGGUGCCACGAGAUGGUUCUACCUUUCACUAUUCACUUGGUAAUCAUAUACUGGUAGAGUUUCACUUUUUUCUUUGGAAUCAAGACAGAUCAGCAUAUUUAUUAAUGUUUGUGUGUUUUUUGGAAACAUUUUGUAGCCAAUUUCCGUUAAAGAUUUUUAUGUCAUUUGAAAUUCUAAAAUGAUAUGCAUUUAAACUUUAGGCUGUUACAUUUUAUGCUGUUCAAUACAGGUACAUUAACAGUUUUAAUAGGGUAGCAGAAUAUAGCUCAGUGAGUAAGGCGUGCGACUCCCAACCAUGAGGCACACAAGGGUGAGUUCAUUUCCGGCCUCAGGGAAUUUGUCCCCUUACAUUUACUGAAGGCCAUUUGUCAGCCACAAAUAUGGUUUGCAAGUCUGUAUACAUCACUCGUGGGAAAGUUGAUCAGCAACUUGCCAAAUGUCGAUGGUUUAAUCCAGCCACUUCGGUUUCCCUCAAGAAGUGCAAAAUUCAGGAGUAUGUCAUUGCAGAAUGAGAGAUUGCCAGAAUUUUUAAAAAUAGUUUCAUCACAAUUAUCUCAGAUGGAAACGUGAUUUUGCACAUAAGCAGAAACUUUAAUCUGCAGGCUACAUCUACAUAUAUUGAAUCUACAUAUAGUAAACACAGAGAUAUUUUUUAAUUGAUGGACAUGCCUGUUUACUUUUUGACAUGAUAAUGCAUCCUAAUGCACAUUAUAGUGUCAUGGGUCAGAGAUGUAGUAUGAUAUUUCUAAAAAUUGCUUCAUUAACCAAUGCUUGGUUUACAACAUGUGGGAACAUAUUUUUUGAAGUAUCACUAAUUUAACAUAAAGUUUUAUUUGUGUAUGUGUUUCUUAAAUGAAAUUAUAUUGUUCUUGUGAAAAAUUAUGUAUAUAGUGCUCUCUGCCUCAAGGUAAAGGUCAUUUGGCUGGCCACAAUUUUUAAAUUAUGAGGCGACACUAUGUUUGAAAUAUGAACCUUCAUUGUACCGAUGUGCAGUAGGUAUCCUUUGAUGUUAUUCACCUAGGUAAUCUAGAUCCACUGUCAAGUCAUCAUGCGUUAUUUGGAUGUUUGCUAAGUUCUUGUGAUAUUUUUACACAUAGUGUAGGCAUGGAGGAGGUAUCGGCUAUAUUUGAAAUCAAAAUAUAUCUUGUUUAAAAAGAAAUGUCUAAAUACAUACUGUUUUCAAGAAAAAAGAUAAAUAAACAAAAAAAUAAAACAAAAAGAAAAACCAUCAAAUUGAAAAAUGUAAAAACAACUACUCUGAUUUAAUGUUCAAUAUAUCACUGUCCUUUUGUACAGUCUGCACAUGACCAGUUUGAGUUUUAAAAUGCAUAUCAUCAGGGCACAGUCUCACAAGCUGUUAUAGACUACUUGUAUUUUUACUGCUUCUAGACAAAUGUGAUACACAGAGGGGCCUAGUUACAGUUAACUCCGUAGUCUUGGUAGGAUAGCUUGGUAGAACUGAGCCAAGUCCGUUGUCCAUUUCAUAAAUGUUUAUAUAAAAUUUUCAGUCUCUAUUUAUUUUAUCCAUUUUAUUAGUAGAUUAGUUUUCAUGUUUGUGAAUGUGUAAUCAUUGUGUGAUAACUGGUACCAAGUAAUUCAGGUAUUCUGCUCAGAAAACAUUUUAUAACAUUAUUUGUUGUUUCAUUGAUGUAAUGGAAGUUUACCAUUUUCAACCCUAAGAUUGGCUUUGAGAAAAGUGCUUAAGUGUAUUUCCUACUUUAAUCACUUAAAAUUCUUAACUGUGACUUUUGGAAUUUAGAUUUUGGAUUUUGUGAUUUAUCUCUUGCACUUUAUUAAAGUAAGAAAAAAAUCAGAAAAUGCUGAGGUAUUUUUUGUUUUUCACAUAUGUGUAUCACAGCCAUGUUUAAUAUUUAUGCUGUGAAAGCAAUGCUAACCCUUUGAGGCCUGAAAACUUUUAUCAAAACACAAAACUUUUCCUGUGCAGUUUGUUUUUGGGGCCCUUGAUGGCUCCAUCAGCUAAAGCUGUCACUACAUGGUUUGUUGUCACUACAUAGUUUGUAAAGUACAUCUACUGGUGAAGGCUGGUGAUUUAACCAAGGUAUUAACGGGUAGUUUUCUCUGUGGACAAACCUGCCUGCUGUUGUACAAGUAAAAACGUACGGAGUAUGAUGUGAAGCAUCUAUGAAAUUAGUUGAAUAUUAAACUUUUAAAUGAAAUUAUUAAAAUAUUAAACGAAAUUACCAAACUACUCACCCAUUUUGUAAGAGUUAUAAAAAAAAAAAUUGGUAGUUUGGUGAGUCUACUAUGAAAAGUUGUUUUAGGUUAGAUUGUUUUUUGUUUCACCUUAGCUUCAUGCAUUAAUAUGUCAGUAUGGACUUGUUAAACGUGGAAUUGUCUGAAAUGGUUAUCAUUGUAUAUGUUUAAUGCUGUCUUGGAACAUGACUGCUUAUUUUGUACGUGUAUAUGUGUUGUAAAGUGGUCAUAUGAUAUACUCAGUCGUGCAAAUAUUUGUAGGAUAUUUGUAAAAAUGGAACUCAGUUUUAAACAUCACCUAUUUGUACAAGAACCUAUUUUAUGAAAUAAAA
Liolophura sinensis is the source of this 3780-nucleotide messenger RNA. Its product is annotated as vesicle-associated membrane protein 8-like. Lineage: Eukaryota; Metazoa; Mollusca; Polyplacophora; Chitonida; Chitonidae. The transcript is spliced from 3 exons. Gene Ontology annotation, cellular component: membrane. Gene Ontology annotation, biological process: vesicle-mediated transport. The record is from RefSeq and is a predicted model, not a curated record. The coding region runs from base 641 to 1027 and encodes 128 amino acids.